Molecule: messenger RNA, 1787 nt
Organism: Hylaeus anthracinus
Lineage: Eukaryota; Metazoa; Arthropoda; Insecta; Hymenoptera; Colletidae
Product: ubiquitin-conjugating enzyme E2 N
Exons: 3
Coding region: 508-963 (151 amino acids)
Source: RefSeq, a predicted model, not a curated record
UGAAUGCUGCAGUGCGAACUACAGCCGCAAUAAAGUUAACCCGAUUUUCGCACAAGAACAUUUCCGCUCGUACGUCUAUAUGAUUUAAUUGAAUUAAAAAGUCGUCGGAUUCCUCGCUCGUCGAUAGCAAGAGGUGUUUCUACAUGAAAUUGUUAAAUUGGUUUACGCAGUGAUUUCGCGUGCAGCGCCAUCAACGCGUGAUAAGAUGAAUCGCGAGAAGCGGUUGCGAAGACUCUAGCACACAUUUGCGUGUGGAAAUUUAAUUAACACUUUGUUAAAGUGUUCCUUUUGGGGUUGCGCCAUAGACCCCAAACAGAUUUUUGAGAUCGGCUGCAAAGCCGAUAAUCACGAGACGGCGACGUGCGGAGAAAAUAGGAUUAAAAAUCGAUUUCGAGGCUUCUAGAAGAAAAGGCCAUCAAGAGAGGCGGACGAUCUGCCAGACUUUGCGGGGCGACGCGGGGAUAUUUUCAGAUAAUCGAACUUUCUUUUAGGGGAUCGUCAUCAAACAUGGCUGGGUUACCGCGAAGGAUUAUUAAAGAAACUCAGAGACUAAUGCAAGAACCAGUUCCUGGUAUUAGCGCUGUGCCAGAUGAUACAAAUGCUAGGUAUUUUCAUGUAAUUGUAACUGGACCUGAAGAUUCGCCAUUCGAAGGUGGACUUUUUAAACUUGAGUUGUUCCUACCAGAGGACUACCCGAUGUCCGCUCCAAAAGUUAGAUUUAUCACAAAAAUUUAUCAUCCAAAUAUAGACAGAUUGGGCAGGAUUUGUUUGGAUAUUCUCAAAGAUAAAUGGAGUCCUGCUCUUCAAAUCAGAACAGUUUUACUAUCUAUACAAGCACUUUUAAGUGCACCGAAUCCAGACGAUCCUCUAUCGAAUGAUGUAGCUGAACUGUGGAAAGUAAAUGAAAGUGAAGCAAUACGUAAUGCCAAAGAAUGGACUCGGAGAUAUGCUAUGGACAACUGAUCUCAAAUUAUCCACAAUGCAAAGUGACAUUACCCCUAUCUUUCCGAGUUUACCAAUCACUUUACCCGCACCAGCUGCGUACCCUGCACCUAUGUCCACAAUUUUGCUAUAAAAAUAAUAAAAGUUUUGUAAGAGUAAACAGAAUGAAACUGUAUUUUCUAUAUUGCGGGGAAUACAAAGAUGUCGUGUUUAGAUUUCUUCGAUGGUUUGGCAGGCAGACUAGUAUAGAAUCUUUUAACAGUAAGAAGAUUCUAACCUCAGAAGGAAUAUAUAAUUUUAAUGGAAUACUAGUUUCUACUUCAAAAAAUAUACCUUUGUAGUAAAAGUAAAUGAAUGUAGUAUGUUGCAUAAAUAUUUUUUUUAUAUGCGAUUACAGAAUGGCUUGUGCAAUCAGUAAUUUACAGGUUUCAUUUGGUACCUUUAAUGUAUCCCUGAAGCAAAGCAAAAGUACUGGAUCGUUCAUUAUAUUGUAAUCAUGUUCUGUAUUUCAUUAUGUCUACAAACUAGUUGUCUGAUAAUCUUGAUACAUUUAUCGUUUUCGCGAUUGUACAACAUCGCAUAAACUAUAUUUCAAUUAUUGAAUUAAUUCCAGAAAGUAUAAAAGUAUUGAAAUUUUUUGAGUAUGCGAGGUUGCAUUUUUAAAAUGUAUAGCUAUUAUAACAUUUAUAUAGUACAGUACAUUAUUUAUUAGCAUACUAUAAGAAAACUAUUUCCAUAUUUGCAGCAAAUUCUGAUUAAUUUGAAAUGAGAUAUAAUUUCUCCCAUUAUUAUGUUAAUCAACAUUUUUAUUGUGUAAAUAUAAAGAAUUAAGUGAGAAUCUCCAA